GCCCGGAUAGUCUAGAUUUCUGAUCGAGCAACACCAAACAAAAACCCUAACAAAUACUUCUCAUUCACUUCUGUCAUCGCCGUUAGCAAAUACUCUGCAUCCUUGUCUCCUCUACAAGCCUUGUAACUCAGUGAAAAAGGUUCGAGCUUCAGAAAAUAAUGGCAGCCUUCCCCAACCUUAACUCUGCUGCUGGAUUGAAGAAGCUCGAUGAGCAUCUUCUCACUCGCAGUUACAUCACUGGCUACCAGGCUUCAAAGGAUGACAUCACUGUCUUUGCUGCUCUUGCAAAGCCCCCAACUUCACAGUAUGUGAACGCUUCUCGUUGGUACAACCACAUUGAUGCCCUCUUGAGGAUCUCCGGUGUAUCUGGUGAAGGAAGUGGUGUCAUUGUUGAGGGAUCAGCUCCAAUCACAGAAGAGGCUGUUGCUACUCCCCCUGCAGCUGAUUCCAAGGAUGCGGCUGAUGAAGAUGAUGAUGAUGUUGACCUUUUCGGCGAGGAGACCGAAGAGGAAAAGAAAGCUGCUGAAGAGAGAGCAGCUUCUGUCAAGGCAUCUACAAAGAAGAAGGAAUCUGGAAAGUCAUCAGUUUUGAUUGAUAUCAAGCCAUGGGAUGAUGAGACCGACAUGAAGAAGCUAGAGGAGGCUGUGAGGUCUAUUGAGAUGGAAGGAUUAUUCUGGGGAGCAUCAAAGCUUGUGCCCGUUGGUUACGGUAUCAAGAAGUUGCAGAUCAUGGCCACCAUUGUUGAUGACCUUGUGUCUAUCGACACCAUGAUCGAAGAGCAACUCACUGUUGAGCCUAUCAAUGAGUACGUUCAGAGCUGUGACAUUGUUGCCUUCAACAAGAUAUGAGGAUGGAGAAAGCUUCAAGGAAGAUCUAUGUGUUUGCGCAGUCUGCUUCUUUUUGUUCUUCUAUAUUGAGUUUCCCAAGUCUCUCCAGACUGUUGUUUUGAUUCUGCUAUGGCUUUUGCCAUCACUGUUUGAUUUUGAUAUUUUAUAAAGAGCGACAAUUCAGUAUUUGCUUUCAAGUUUUCACUCAAAUUGUUUCUUUAUCAGA
Messenger RNA from Eutrema salsugineum, 1053 nucleotides. RefSeq names its product elongation factor 1-delta 1. The transcript is spliced from 7 exons. The coding region runs from base 159 to 848 and encodes 229 amino acids. Gene Ontology annotation, biological process: translational elongation. The record is from RefSeq and is a predicted model, not a curated record. Gene Ontology annotation, cellular component: cytosol; eukaryotic translation elongation factor 1 complex. Lineage: Eukaryota; Viridiplantae; Streptophyta; Magnoliopsida; Brassicales; Brassicaceae. Gene Ontology annotation, molecular function: guanyl-nucleotide exchange factor activity; translation elongation factor activity.